Messenger RNA from Prunus armeniaca (apricot), 462 nucleotides. NCBI's taxonomy places the organism in Eukaryota, Viridiplantae, Streptophyta, Magnoliopsida, Rosales, Rosaceae. The record is from the annotation of a GenBank genome assembly.
AUGGCCUUCUUUGAUGGUGGUGUUCAGGUCCUUCAAUCCGCAGAUGAACUCUUGCCACUUUCUUACCGGGUUCAACGGUUAUGCAACAUUCGAGGAGCCCUCGUUUAUCCCGAGACAGUUGCAGCCCUGGAGAAAUUUCUGGACAAGUAUAGGGAUUUCAUGGAUAUGACUAGCAUCACUUCUUCCUUUCACGGUGCGCUGCUUUCUGGACUCUUGGCUUGGUGCUCCGCAGGAUGGAUACUACGCAGCUGUUGGACAUCACAGACUAUCGACUCCUUUGCUGGUGGGGACGCGAUCUGUGAAGCCAUGACUUUAGGUUUCCGGGUAGAGUUUCUCUUGAAUCUGGUGAAAGACCUAGCUCGUGUUGUAUUCGAGGAACGGGCUAUUCAUAUAAUAAGUCUACACACUCCACCAUAUAAUCAGUCUAAAGUAAAAUGGCAUGCCUUCCUUUACAUUGUCUAA